AUGGAGAACAGCACGGCUGAUGACCAGAAUCAAACGGGAUUCCUGCCAAGCCGGGAGACAGUUGCCAUUGAAUAUCAAGUGGUCACCAUCUUUUUGGUCCUUCUGAUCUGUGGGUUGGGCAUUGUAGGCAACAUAAUGGUGGUGCUGGUGGUACUCAGGACAAAGCACAUGAGGACCCCCACAAAUUGUUAUCUGGUGAGCCUGGCGAUAGCUGACUUUAUGGUACUUGUGGCUGCAGGACUCCCUAACAUCACAGAGAGCAUUUAUGGAUCCUGGGUCUAUGGCUAUAUCGGAUGUCUCUGCAUUACUUACCUCCAGUACCUUGGCAUCAAUGCUUCUUCUUGCUCUAUAACUGCCUUCACUGUUGAGAGGUACAUAGCCAUUUGCCACCCAAUCAAAGCCCAGUUUUUGUGCACUUUCUCUAGAGCCAAAAAGAUCAUUAUUUUUGUCUGGGCAUUUACCUCCAUUUACUGCCUGCUCUGGUUUUUCUUGCUAGAUAUCAACACGGUAGCCUACAAAGAUACCACGGUGGUGUCCUGUGGGUAUAAGGUGCCUAGGAGCUACUAUUCUCCCAUUUACAUGAUGGACUUUGGAAUAUUUUAUGUCAUGCCCAUGAUAUUAGCAACCAUCCUGUAUGGGUUGAUUGCCAGGAUCUUGUUCCUGAAUCCCAUUCCUUCAGACCCUAAAGAAAACUCAAAGACCUGGAAGAAUGAUUUGGAUCCUCCAAACAAGACCAAAGGCACCAACAAGGGCAUCAAUAGCGCAGUGGCUUCUAGAAGGCAGGUCACCAAGAUGCUGGCUGUGGUCGUCAUUUUGUUUGCAUUUUUGUGGAUGCCUUACAGGACCCUGGUGGUCAUCAACUCUUUUCUGUCUAACCCUUUCCAAGAAAAUUGGUUCUUGCUGUUCUGCCGAAUCUGCAUUUACCUAAAUAGCGCCAUCAACCCUGUGAUUUACAACCUCAUGUCCCAGAAAUUCCGAGCAGCCUUCAGGAAACUCUGCAAAUGCCAACAGAAACAAUUGGAAAAGCCCACCAACUACAGUGUUGCCCUCAACUACAGUGUCAUCAAGGAGUCCGAUCAUUUCAACACUGAACUGGAGGAUAUCACCAUCACGGAUGCUUAUCUGUCCUCUGCAAAAGUGUCUUUUGAUGAUACCUGUGCAUCUUCUGAGGUGAUGUAA
Molecule: messenger RNA, 1179 nt
Organism: Eublepharis macularius
Lineage: Eukaryota; Metazoa; Chordata; Lepidosauria; Squamata; Eublepharidae
Gene: TRHR
Product: thyrotropin releasing hormone receptor
Exons: 3
Coding region: 1-1179 (392 amino acids)
Biological process (GO): phospholipase C-activating G protein-coupled receptor signaling pathway
Cellular component (GO): membrane
Molecular function (GO): thyrotropin-releasing hormone receptor activity
Source: RefSeq, a predicted model, not a curated record